AUGCACACGAAGAUUUUUCUGUUGAGUAACAUGUAUCUAAUGUUUCUUUAUUUUUGUUUCCUUCUCUCAAACCUUGUCUCCUUAUCUUCCUCCCUCUUCAAAACUAUUACCAAUUUUCUUCCUCGCCCUCCUCUCAACUUUCACCCUAAUGUAUACUCAUUUUCUGACUUCCCAUUCUUGUCUUCUCUUGCCUUCUUUUUUCUCUGCCACCCCACCUCUCUUCUAUUUCACAAUAUACAGGGCAGUCUGCAUCGGCUUCUGACGCUUUUCGUAUUCCUCCUCGCAUGGGCAGCCGUCUGCGGAGCACCGAGAAGAACGGGCGACGGAAGUCUCUCGAGAUACAGUCCUGAAACAGAGCACACGAACUCUUUAUUUUUCGACGAUGACUCUUCGCAUCCAAUGGCUGCGAUAUCAGCGGUUGAAACAUUACGACAGACGCCGCCGAAAUCUCCAGAGGCUGAAAACGCGAAGGACACUUCAGCAAAUGCAGCAGCGGCGGAAACGGUGGCGGCACCAGGGUCAUCGCCGUCGACGUUAUUGAAAACGGGUAGCGAGCCAGCCAUGCGGAUGAACGCAAACGCCGUUCCGUCUCCGCUGGACUCUGUCAAUAUGAUGCCAGGGGUGUUCCCGGGAUAUAUGUCCCAGAGGGUCGUAUUUUCCGCCGAGCGCCCUCAAACACCGCCCUGGCCCGGCGAUCAUUCAUUCAAGCCGGAAGCCUUUGACGAAGAGGGCGAUAGUGCUAAUAAGACGGAUGAUUCGGAGGUCGCACAUAGUAGACGACGUCGCUCGUCAUCGGUCAGUGACUUGGAGGAGGUAUGUGAGAGUACCAGUGGGUGGAUAGUCAAAAAAUGGGGUACAGACAUGUAUGGACAAAACGUGACCAUCCUUUCCGAGAUAAUGACCGCUGGCAACAUUCAGGUAACGCAGUGGUUUUACGAGACGGCGUGCGCGCGUCCACAAGGCCUGCACGGCGUGCAAAGGUGCUUAGGGAUCGACAACAACAACUACGACUCGGUGUGCCUGACAAAGUCGGCAUGGGUCUACGCCAUGAUUCGAACAGCGAGAGGAGAGGAGGGGUGGACGUGGAUUGCAAUUAGCUCGUCAUGCAAUUGUGCAGUCAGACAGUUGAGUCUCUUAGAACAAAUAGGGCGCCGUAGUCGAUUAACGAGGCUGUAA
Strongylocentrotus purpuratus (purple sea urchin) is the source of this 1176-nucleotide messenger RNA. It is a transcript of the gene ntf5, whose product is annotated as neurotrophin 5. Lineage: Eukaryota; Metazoa; Echinodermata; Echinoidea; Camarodonta; Strongylocentrotidae. Gene Ontology annotation, biological process: cell surface receptor protein tyrosine kinase signaling pathway; neuron projection morphogenesis; positive regulation of peptidyl-serine phosphorylation. The record is from RefSeq and is marked provisional. Gene Ontology annotation, molecular function: growth factor activity; nerve growth factor receptor binding.